This is a messenger RNA of Panicum hallii, 2320 nucleotides long. RefSeq names its product L-gulonolactone oxidase 2-like. The record is from RefSeq and is a predicted model, not a curated record. The transcript is spliced from 3 exons. Lineage: Eukaryota; Viridiplantae; Streptophyta; Magnoliopsida; Poales; Poaceae. Gene Ontology annotation, cellular component: membrane. Bases 198 to 1931 code for a protein of 577 amino acids. Gene Ontology annotation, molecular function: D-arabinono-1,4-lactone oxidase activity; FAD binding.
UUUCCGAAUAAAAACGCUUUAGAAGGGCGAACAAGGUGUGGCUGCAAUCAACGAGAGGCUUGCGCCAGUAAAGAAUGUCAUCUAUUAUUUUUCAUACUAUUUCCUUUUAAUAUUUCAGUCAUCUCUUACAGGAUGCUUUGGUAAUAUCUUCUGCAGCAAUUAGCUUUGAAGGAAUCUUAGUUAGAUCAAUCCUUGACAUGCAUAUCCUCCUCCUCCUCGUUCUUACCAUAAUCCGCCUCGCUGGCUCAAGCCCUCCGCUGGAUCCGGUAUGGUGCUCGAAUGGCAUGUCCGAUUGCACCGUCACCAACGCUGGUGGCUCCUUCUCGGACCGCGGCAUCUGUCGCGCGGCCAACGCCGCCUACCCACGCACGGAGCAGGAGCUCCUUGCGGCCGUGGCGGACGCGGCUGCGGCCAAGCGGAAGGUGAAGGUCGCCACCAGGUACUCUCACAGCUUCACGCCGCUGGCCUGCCCGGGCGGCCGCGACGGCACGGUCAUCAGCACCCGGUGGCUGAACCGGACAGUGCGGAUCGAUGCCCAGAAGCGGCUCUUGACGGUGGAGAGCGGCAUGGUCCUGAAGGACCUCAUCCGAAUCGCCGCCGCGGCGGGGCUCGCCCUGCCGAACUCACCCUACUGGUCCGGCAUCACCAUCGGCGGCCUCCUGGCGACCGGCGCCCACGGGAGCUCUCUGUGGGGCAAGGGGGGCGCCAUGCACGAGUACGUGGUCGGGCUUAGGAUCGUGACGCCGGCGCCAGCAAGCCAUGGAUUUGCCGUGGUUAGGGAGCUUGGAGCUGACCACCCGGAUCUGGACGCUGCCAAGGUCUCCCUUGGUGUUCUUGGUGUCAUAUCUCAGGUCACUCUGGCGUUGCAGCCUCAGUUCAAACGGUCGGUCACGUUCGUGCCGCGUGACGAAUCGGACAUGGCGGAGCAGGUCGCCCUGUGGGGCGCCCUCCACGAGUUCGCCGACAUCUCAUGGCUGCCGCAGGAUCGCAAGGUCAUCUACCGCGAGGACAACCGCGUCGACGUCUCCACCCCGGGAAAUGGUCUCUUCGACUUCCACGCCUUUUGGUCGCUACCAGCCGACCAGAUCAUCGCCAUGGGAGUUGAAGAGAGGCGCAUGGAGGAGAACGGCACCGGCGCCGCCCGCUGCUCGGCGACGAAGUACGAGCGGCAGGGGCACGGCUUCACCAACGACGGCGUCUCCUUCACGGGGUACCCGGUGGUGGGAUACCAGCACCGGAUGCAGGCGUCCGGCGCGUGCAUCGACAGCCCCGACGACGGACUCCAGACUGCCUGCUUCUGGGACCCGCGCAUCCGGGGCCCUUCCGCCUACAACUCCGGCUUCAGCGUCGCGCUCUCCAGGGCACCGGCGUUCCUCGCCGACGUGCAGAGGCUCCGGGACCUCGACCCGACCGCGUUCUGCGUGCUGCACAGCUCCAUAGGCGUGUACAUGCGCUACGUCAGGGCCUCCUCCGCCUUCCUCGGCAAGGCGGAGGACUCGAUCGACGUGGACCUCGUCUACUAUCGGAGCGACACGCCCGGCGUGCCCCGGGCGCACGCCGACAUGGUCGACGAGCUCGAGCAGAUGGCGCUGCACAAGUAUGGAGCCUUGCCGCAUUGGGGCAAGAACCGCAACUUCGCCUUCGAAGGUGCGAUCGCCAAAUACCCCAAGGCCAGCGAGUUCCUUAAGGUCAAGGACAGGUACGACCCGGACGGGAUCUUCUCCAGUGAAUGGAGCGACCGGUUGCUGGGCAUCAAGGGCAGCCCCAGCAUCGUGGAGAAGGGCUGCGCCAUUGAAGGUCUCUGCGUCUGCUCCGAUGACUCGCAUUGUGCGCCGGAACUGGGCUACUUCUGCCGGCCGGGAAAGGUGUACACGGAGGCCAGGGUUUGCAGGUUCUACACCCCUGCCACGCGGAUUAGUGAUGAACUAUGAUCCAACCCAAUGCAUGCCAACUAGAGAUACAUGUCAUGGAUUGUUGGGUUGAUCCGAGCUAGUAGAAUGACAUUCUACGUAAUUAGUUUGAAGGAACAAACUAAAGUGACAUGGUAUCGUAAUUAAUCAGCUUAUCUAGAAAACACUAUUGAUACCCACUUGAAGAAUCCCUUAUGCCGAGUUCUAAUCUUUGUUACUUUCGAUGUUAAUUCACUGCAUUUAGAGUGCUGGGUAAAUAAUGCUAGCGGCAAGUAACGUGUUUCAUUCGACACAAAUGUGAAGCUGGCUCUGUACACUCUGUUCUACUUUAUUUAGGUAUGCUACACAGUACGUACAAUGAAUAUACUUUUUGACAUUGUAAGGGGCUGUCUCCGCACCCCACACCUCAA